AAUCAUAAAACUGCGACAUUCGCGAAGGCGGGAGAACACGCACACACCAUUUUUAUUGGCAUUUUCCCAGUGACUUUGCAUGGUGGUUGACACAAAAAUUAUGGAAAAAUAUUGUCGCCUGUGUGCUGAGGUUGGCACAAAUCAUCACUGCCUCUACACCGUCGAUGGUCGUCCAAAUCAAAGCCAUAAACUUUUGGAAAAAUAUUUCCUUCCAGCGUUUUUCCAGGUGGAAUGGUCGAAUUCUUUCCGAUAUGUGUGUCGCCAAUGCGAGACCUAUCUGGCAAACUUUAACAGCUACCAGGCAUUUGUGUGCCAGGCCCAGAGGAAACUUAUUAAAGUUGCAGCAAAGAGUAUUCCCAACGAAUAUUGGAACUCAUUCCGGGGUUCCGUAACGGCAAAUGAUUCGAAAAACAAUAUAUUGCCAAUAACAACAGGUUCAGUUGGAUUUACCCCAAACUUGUCUGGGAUGCUUGAGCUAAACAGAGAUUUACAACAUUUGGCGCCCAACGCCAACGGUCUGGUAGAUUCAAACGCUGUUUUUGAGUAUUUUAAAGAGUUGGGGAGUUCGGAGACGAACAGACAAGACAGCAAUGCUCAGCAUUCGAAUACUACUGCUACUACUGAAAAUGUGUCACCCAAUGUGAAGGAGGAACAACCAGCGUUUUUCCAACGUUCCAAUGUGGAAGCCAAUGUAGCAACAGUACUGGCGCCCAAUGUCCGAAACUUAUCCGGUCAAGAUUUUAAUAUGCAAAAUCUAAAUUCCUCCGAUCAUACAGGAAAUUUAGAAACGCUGCCACCCAAUGUCAAUACAAAUUCAUUUCAACACAGCCACCAAAGAGAAAUGUUGGCGCCCAACGCAAAUGUGUCCGGUAAUGGAAACAAUCAAAGCCAACAAUUGCAACCGGGGAAUGACGACUCCAAAACAUUACAAAAUCUCAAUUCUUCGGAGAAUACAGGAAAUUUGGAAAUGUUGGCGCCCAAUGUUAAUUCAAAUUCAUUUCAGCACAGCAACCAAAGAGAAAUGUUGGCGCCCAACGUAAAUGUGUCCGGUAAUGGAAACUAUCAUAGCCAACAUUUGAAACUGGGGAAUGACGGCUACAAAAAAUUACAAACCGUGGCGCCCAACCAUAACAAUGUUGGGGAUCAGAAUCCGAAUUGGGAAAAAUCAAAUGUAAACAACAAUGAUUCACACCAAUUGGUCCCCAACGUUAAUAGAUCGAAGGACCAAAAUAUUUAUCAACAAAAUUCAGCGUCCGACGCCACCGCAACGUCUAGUGCCUUGCAAAAUCCCAGUGAGGUUACAAAUUUGGCGCCCAACUCAAAUGUUUUUAGGGUUCCAAACUCGGCAAGCCAAUAUUCAAAUGUGAAAGAUUUGGUUGCGACGGGCAAUAGCAUUAAUUCUGGAAAUCUGAAAUAUGAUACCCAACAUUUCAAUGACCAAAAUUCACAAAUUUCACAAAUUUUGGCGCCCAACAUUAACACACCCCCAACUGGAGUGAUUGUUCGAACCCAAAAUACAAAAUAUUUGGCGCCCAACGAUUCCAUAAAACAAAACCAUGUCUAUGGGUCAGGAUAA
Molecule: messenger RNA, 1576 nt
Organism: Musca domestica (house fly)
Lineage: Eukaryota; Metazoa; Arthropoda; Insecta; Diptera; Muscidae
Product: GATA zinc finger domain-containing protein 14-like
Exons: 3
Coding region: 80-1576 (498 amino acids)
Source: RefSeq, a predicted model, not a curated record